This is a messenger RNA of Racocetra fulgida, 491 nucleotides long. NCBI's taxonomy places the organism in Eukaryota, Fungi, Glomeromycota, Glomeromycetes, Diversisporales, Gigasporaceae. The record is from the annotation of a GenBank genome assembly.
AAAUUCUUCUAAAAAUGAUUGAAUUGCCUUAUCCUUAUGGUCAUUUAGAAAUUUACAAUAUGAUUCAAGAAGUAAUUGAAGAUUGGAAACUUGAUAAAAAAAUUAUCGCAAUUUUAACUGAUAAUGGAGCAAAUAUUAAAGCUGCUAUUGAAAAUAUUACUCAUGGCCUUAAAACAAUUGAAGUUACAAUUAAACAAUGCAAAGAAUUAAUUGCACAUUUAUCUAAAGCUCAAAAAGCAACAGGCAUCCAAAAUCCAGUUGAUAUAAUUAAGCCUAUUGAUAUUAGAUGGAAUUCAAUAUAUUUUGCUUUAGAAUGGUUUAUUCUUUUAAAGAGACCUAUUCAUUGGUUAGAAAAUACAUUAAGUAAUAGUGCUUGUUAUGAAAGUCAUAGAGAAAGAACUAAAUUACAAGAAUUUAUACCUUUAUUAUCUGCAUUUGAAACUCUUUCAAAAUUAAUUCCUCUUCUUAAACCUUUUGAAAAAACAACAUGA